AGAAACGAUGGGCGUUGCCAGCGAAGUUAGUGCUGUGUCAGUGACAUGAUGAGCCAUUUUUACAUUGUAGCAUCAGUUCACAACAAUACAUUUUAAAAUAAUUAGCAUUGACGUUAAACAACAAAACUGAUUAGUUAGCCACAUUAUAGCAAGCGGACUAGCAACGUUGUAACACUAGCAAAAAUGCGGCCACAAAGACAGCAGACCAACAACAAUACAGCCAUUACAGGAAGGUGUCUUUCUCCCACGGUCAACAGCUAUAAACUGCACUUUACAGCAGUGAACUCUCAAAUACCAGAGAGAAAUGUUCAGAGACCACUGGACGUCCGAUGGUCUAAAGACUUUACAAACGGGAUAAACAUGGACACCAUGAAAAUGAAUCCACCAAGACAAGACAGCAGGCUUAAUGCAGACAGUGGCGGCUGCAGGCCUCUCCACACCCCUGUGCUGGCGUUUGUCAGUGAGUUUAUGGGCCCUGAGCGUCCCCUCCUACCCCCAGCUGCUGCUCUACCCAGUGGGCUGACUGGUGACCUAGGACCACAGCCACACAGAGUGAAGCCUAGGAGAGCAACAAACAGUGCAGGGGCCAUCAACUCCCACAGUACCUCACCCCUCACCCUGCCAACUGGACCAGGUGAUGCCAUAUCAUUGAGUGAGAAUUCUCCCUCUAGUUUUCCAAUUGCCUUUCGUUCCCGUGAUGACUGUGCUUUGAGUCCUGAGCGACUAGAUUUGGACAGGCGUGGUCUGGAGGAGUGUCCCCUGCUGGAGGGCAUGGGUAGGCUGCGGCUGCUUAACUUUCAGCACAACCUCAUCACGCACAUCCACAAUCUGUCUCAUCUGCGGCACCUUGCCUUCCUAGACCUGUAUGACAACCACAUCUCCCAGAUGUCUGGCAUCUCAGCCCUGGCCUCUCUCAGAGUGCUUAUGCUGGGCAAGAACAGAAUCCAGAGGAUAUGCAGUCUGGAUAACCUGACUAAACUAGAUGUUCUGGACUUGCAUGGCAAUCAGAUCUCCCAGAUAGGGAACCUCUCCCACCUGUCUGAGCUGCGUGUGUUGAACUUGGCAGGGAACUGCAUCUCCAGGGUGGACAACCUGCAGGGCCUGGACUCACUGACCGAGAUCAACCUGAGACGCAACUGCAUCUCCACUGUGACAGAGGUGGACCAGCUGCCCUGCCUCCAGCGCCUCUUUCUCAGCUGCAACAGCAUCACCAGUUUUGAUGAGCUAGCCUGCCUGGGAGAGUCGUGCUCCCUUUCUGAGCUCACCCUGGAUGGGAACCCAGUAGCCCUGGAGACAUGGUACAAGCAGGCCGCCUUGCGCUGUGUGCUUCAACUCAGACAGCUGGACAUGAAACGUGUCACGGAGGAGGAGAGACGUAUGGCCUGCGUCACGGCCCGGAAGGAGGAUGAGAAGAAGAGGGAGAGUCACAAGCAGGCCAUGCACAAGAGUCCUGCUCAUGUUGUGCCUCAGCAGUUCUACACUCAACUUGGGCUCAAGUCUCAGGACUCCUCAGUGACAAGCAAGGAGAAGCGGCGUCUGGCCAUCCGUAAUGCAGCACUGCAGUGGGAGGGGGUCAGGGCCUGCCUGGAGCUUCCGGCUCAGAACGGAGCCAAGGAGGAAAUCAGCCCUGAGGCAAGCCCCGCCCACAGCCCAGCCCAGACCAAUGGCCUUGCACUGGAACCUUCUCCGGAUGAGCAGCUCAGACGGGUGAGUCCGGUGUCGGCUCUGGACAGACAAACAGGGGGCAGUGAGACCCGGAUGCGCUCCACCAGUCGCCCCAACAGUCCUCGAGACCCCAAGCUCCUGGAGGCAGGGGGUGUCAACCUGCAGAGCCUCUCCCUGUCAGACAGCCAUCUGGCGGAGUUGGAUGGGGAAACCCUGCGCCUGUUCGGUCUUGGAGCACUGGAGGCCCUGGAGAGAGGCUGGGGGGUCCAGACUGCAGGGGCCGUCACUGUCAUAGCCUUCCGCUACAUCCACUUUGAUGCGAUCGUGCCAACACUGCCACGCAUAAGGGUCAAGUUCCCCAACCUAUCUCAUCUGAUUUUCCUGGAAACCAACGUCAGCCGUCUUCCCCAGCUGGCUGCUCUGGCCCAGGUGAGACGUCUGGACCAGCUGACCAUCCACCCAGAGGGGAACCCUGUAGUCAGCCUUUCCCUGUGGAGAUCCUUCCUCAUCUACCGCCUGCACCACUUCAACCUGCACAAGAUCAACAACCUGGAGGUGACCAUGAAUGACAUGAUCUCUGCAGAGCGUCUGUUUGGGACGCUGGGUCAUAUCGCUGCCACCGAGACACCACGCUGCCGCCUGCUAGUACUGCUGGAGGAGUCCAGGAAGCGUCAGCUGCAGUUUCUGUUGGAGGGGCGUGGGCGCCGUGCAGGCUUGAGCCCAGAGGAGCUGCGUGACAACGGCAAGCUGCUGGGAGAGGGCCUGAGCAGAGCCCUGUUCAACUACCCCAGUAGAGACUGCUGCAAUGUGGGAGCGGAGAGCCCAGAGGAGGGUGCUAUGGAGUCGUCAUCGGAGUGCGGAGCCGUGAUGGAGCAGUACAUACAGGCUCAGGUCCAGACGACAUCUGACACCAACCUGAAGAGGGAGUCCCUCCACAAACUGUGGCCCUCCAUGUUCAUGGAGAUGGUGAGAGACUGUGUGCUGGAGAUGAGGGACCGACCGGCCUUCCGUCAGGCCUGCCUCAACAGGCUCUCCACACAGGGAAAGUGACAGGGUGAGGGGUAGAGACCUGGUAAAACUCCAUAAGACCUACAGUACAGCAAACUGGACACAUACUGGAAACAGGUACAGCAUACUGGACACAUACUAGAAACAGGUGCAGCAUACUGGACAUAUACUGGAAACAGGUACAGCAUACUGGACACAUACUAGAAACAGGUACAGCAUACUGGACACACUAGAAACAGGUACAGCAUACUGGACACAUACUAGAAACAGGUACAGCAUACUGGACACACUAGAAACAGGUACAGCAAAAUGGACACAUACUAGAAACAGGUACAGCAUACUGGACACACUAGAAACAGAUACAGCAUACUGGACAUAUACUGGAAACAGGUGCAGCAUACUGGACACAUACUGGAAACAUGUACAGCAUACUGGACACACUAGAAAGAGGUACAGCAUACUGGACAUAUACUGGAAACAGGUGCAGCAUACUGGACACAUACUGGAAACCUGUACAGCAUACUUGACACACUAGAAAGAGGUACAGCAUACUGUACACAUACAUACUGGAAAGAGGAUACUGGACACCUACUGGAAACAGGUACAACAUACUGGACACACUAGAAACAGAUACAGCAUACUGGACACACUAGAAACAGAUACAGCAUACUGGACAUAUACUGGAAACAGGUGCAGCAUACUGGACACAUACUGGAAACCUGUACAGCAUACUGGACACACUAGAAAGAGGUACAGCAUACUGUACACAUACAUACUGGAAAGAGGAUACUGGACACCUACUGGAAACAGGUACAACAUACUGGACCUACUGGAAACAGGUAUAGCAUACUGGACCACUUCUUCUACUACAGCAUAUUGGACACUCUCAUGCUGCUCUGUCUCACCACAUUAACUCGUCUUCAUCAUCAUGUGGUGUCAGACAGUCAAGUUUUGGGGAAUUUUGGGGUUAGAUUCUUUUCAUAACUGGAAAAACGUAUUCAAAUUGAAGAUGGAUGUGAAUUUUUCUUUCAAAGGCAAUUUUGGGGGGGGGUUGUCACCAACUGGGCCUCAUAAGCUUGAAUUCACAUUAUCAUGGAAAAUAUAAUAUUGAUGUUUGUUCUAUACUCUGUUUUUCCUAUUCAACUUGAUUCCAGGAUGCACGGAGCUAUAGAGCUAUAUACUUGAGAAAGUAAUUGUGAGCUUGCAUUGUCAUCUCUAAAGAGGAACACUCUUUGCACUUUAAAGCCUUCAUAAAGACCCUGUUCACGAUCUCCAGCUGAAGAUUACAAUGAGUGUGUCUCAUUGAGCCUAGAAUGAUUGUCAUGAUAAUCCUCUUCUUAAUGUUACUCUCUCUCUCUCUCUGCCUGGCG
Oncorhynchus kisutch (coho salmon) is the source of this 4043-nucleotide messenger RNA. Its product is annotated as leucine-rich repeat-containing protein 49-like. NCBI's taxonomy places the organism in Eukaryota, Metazoa, Chordata, Actinopteri, Salmoniformes, Salmonidae. The transcript is spliced from 19 exons. Gene Ontology annotation, molecular function: protein binding. The record is from RefSeq and is a predicted model, not a curated record. The coding region runs from base 184 to 2715 and encodes 843 amino acids.